Molecule: messenger RNA, 351 nt
Organism: Opisthorchis viverrini
Lineage: Eukaryota; Metazoa; Platyhelminthes; Trematoda; Opisthorchiida; Opisthorchiidae
Exons: 1
Coding region: 1-351 (116 amino acids)
Source: RefSeq, a predicted model, not a curated record
AUGGAAACGCCUUCGGAUCUGAGGACAACUGCGACUAUAUGCCAUGAAGAAUAUCCUAGUGCCAACUGCGAGAACGCCAAUUUUCUCACGGAAGGAGUUUUCGGACAACCUCAAGCUGGUGUGCCCCGAGAUACUGCUUUACACUCAGUGAUGACGGGGGCCUCAUCCACAAACAGUAGAGCUUCUUCGUUGCUGAACAAUGAGGGUCCGUCUUCUGCGGACGAAUCAAAUGAUCAGACACUGAAUAUCACUGCGAGAAGAGGCAAUCCUCAAUAUGCCUUCAAGGUGCAACAAGUAGCGCAAGCCUUAAAGAUCAAGGCAUUGGGUGUCAGGGCUAAGGCAACAUUCUAG